AUGGCUUUGCACAUCCUCCUAAAAAUAGUGCCUGGCACCGGUUGCCCAGGGGAGGCGCAGUCCCUCUUGGAAAAAUUCGGGGGUGGCCCGCGCCCCCGCGUAGUACUCUACGCCUGUGCCUGUGAGAGGGGCUAUAUUGGUGUUGUGCUUGAUGUUUUCCAUAGUUACGGCGAUUAUCCCAAGCUCCCAGACCGAUCCCAGCAGGAGAGAGAUCCUUAUUACAGCUGGGACCACAGCAAUCUGAGACGUAACUAUGGAGAACCGCUGCACUGGGAUUUUGACAUGUUCCUCCGCACACGGGUUGACACCACCCCUACGGUGCUUCCGUGGCAUACGAUGCGCAACUACUUCUUGGGCUUCGUCGGCUUCAUGUUCUUCAUGUUUGGCCUCGGGGCGAUGUAUCCGUCGUAUCAGCCUGUGGGCCCCAAGCAGUAUCCCUACAGCAAUUUGUACCUGGAAACCAGCGGAGAUCCCAACCAAGAGGUGCCGGAGGUCAAGCACUAUGAGAUCUGAGGGCGGCUGUCUCCUGGACUUUCCUUCAUCCUGCCUGUGGGACUGACUGUUGCAUUGUUGUAUUUGCUGUCUGAAAAAGCCGGACAGGCGAAAAACAAGUGACGGAA
This is a messenger RNA of Gekko japonicus, 620 nucleotides long. It is a transcript of the gene NDUFB8, whose product is annotated as NADH:ubiquinone oxidoreductase subunit B8. The record is from RefSeq and is a predicted model, not a curated record. Bases 1 to 513 code for a protein of 170 amino acids. Gene Ontology annotation, cellular component: mitochondrion. NCBI's taxonomy places the organism in Eukaryota, Metazoa, Chordata, Lepidosauria, Squamata, Gekkonidae. The transcript is spliced from 5 exons.